This is a messenger RNA of Penicillium malachiteum, 1218 nucleotides long. RefSeq names its product F-box domain protein. The record is from RefSeq and is a predicted model, not a curated record. NCBI's taxonomy places the organism in Eukaryota, Fungi, Ascomycota, Eurotiomycetes, Eurotiales, Aspergillaceae. The transcript has 2 exons. Bases 1 to 1218 code for a protein of 405 amino acids.
AUGGCUACUUUUUCUUACCUGCCGACUGAACUUGUGAUGCAAAUUGCAGAGUACCUCCAAUAUGUCGACAUGUAUGAGGAACCUGGAAUUGUAUAUGCAUCAGUACUGAGAAAAAGACAGGCCACAUUGGCAAAUUUCUGUCUCGUCAAUAAACAAUGGUACUCUGUCGCCAUUUCAAAGCUCUAUUGCAGUCCAUCCUUGUUGUCCGGGGAAUCAAUUCUGAAGUUUUUGCGAACCCUUUGCCCAAACCACAGGGACCGGAGACGGGACCGGGACCGGCCAGAGCUCGGGCUAUUGAUUCACACUCUCAACCUGGGUAAUCUGGUCCAUCAUAGUUCCAACAGCAGGACGGCACGGCUCAUCAACAAAGCCAGGAAGAUGCGCAUUUUCACCGCCCCUCAAUACUCCUUUUCCCUCAACUGUCUUGCACCACUAUCGAAAUGCUCAGAACUCAGAAGCUUGGAUUUAAGCCGAAUCUACAACACAGGAAUCAACUUCCCAACUCUCAAGAAUACCAUCAGCAAGCUUGAAAAUCUCUGGCGUCUCUGUCUUCCAGCAUCCAUUCCAAUAACUCAUUGUUCCACAAAGAGCGAAGGAGGGCCUGGCGACUGGCCCCACUAUCUCGGCGAUAUGAUCCUCUCUGGUGAGUUUGAUCACGAAGUCAUGGAAAAAUUUGAGUGGCCACCCCACAUCGAGUCUAUCAAGAUUACCCAAGGUCGGGCUCUCAGCAACCUGAUUAUCGACGCAAUUCUAUCCCAUCCAACCGUCCAAAUGAAUCUCGAAGAGUUCAUCAUCGAUUCAACCUGCUCAUACAUUCAUUUCGAACACUUUGAAGAAGUGGAAACUUCUGUGAUGUAUGAACUUCCGUGCCUGGACCGUGUGCAGAUCCCGUGUGAUUUGGCACGUUUCUUCGGAAUGUUUGAUUCAGAGUCCGAGGAUGUAAUGGGAUUUAAGUCUCUCACACUUACUGAACCGGUGGACUGUGAAGGUGAAUACCUUGACCCUGAUCUCGGUGGUGACCUAAUUGGUUCUGUCGAGUUUGGCCCGCUGUGCUUGAUUUGGGGACUGGAGGUUCCGAUCGGACUCAUGGAGGAGUACGCCCUGGACCAGUUCGAGCUGGAUGAACUGAUCGUCGCUCACCUCGAUGAUGUGAGUGAUGACGAACUUGAUGCUUGGCCUGCACUUCCGGGAUUCAGCGUCCGCAAAAAGGACAGCUAG